AUGAAGAGCUUUUUUCUUUUACUCUUCUUGAUAGCCAGAAGUAACCAGCUGACACUGACUGACUGUGGGACUCAAGCAAGACGGCCACAGCUCAAUGACAUCUCAGUGCAGUGUGGUACUUCAUCCAUUAGCCUAGCGAUCCAGUUCUGCCCGGUCUUAUACUCUGGCUACAAUGAGAGUCUUCUGAUCCUGAACAACAACUUGAACCCAGGUUGUAACGGCACCCUCGACACUUCUGUUUCUCCUCCUGUUGUUCGCUUCACCUUCCCCAUAAAUUUGACCAAUGCCUGUGGAAGCAGUUUCAAGACCGUUAGUGCUGCUGGGACAGAUCUCUUUUCUGACUUUUCCAACAUCCAGACAGUCAGCGUGUGUGGCAUGGUUAAGUCUUUUGAUCCUACAACAGGCACAGUCACUUACAACACUGAGCUGAAGUACUAUUACUCCUGCUCCUAUCCCUUAGAAUACAUCCUGAACAACACUGAGGUUGAUGUAACAGGUCAAUCCAUCGCGGCCACAUUAAACAAUGGAAGUUUCCUCAGCACCUUGAGCAUGAAGCUGUUCAGUGAUACCACCUACACUACACCGCUGCUCAUGCCAUCAACGGGAAUUCUAAUGAGGACCAAUGUGUACGUUGAGGUCAAGGCCACCAACUUGACCACCCAAUACAAUGUUCUGCUUGACCGGUGCUACGCCUCUAUCUCCGCACUGCCUUCUAACUCCACCUACUUCAACCUGUUUGUCCCCUGCACCAAUGAUCGAAUGACCACCAUGCUUGUAAAUGGAAUGAACCAGAGUGCCCGCUUUUACUUUCCAGCCUUCCGCUUCCUUGAGCAGCAGAACCAGUCAGUGUCCACUUACUACCUCCACUGCAUCACCAGGCUGUGUGAGCCGAACAGCUGCGCCGCAUUCAAGCAAUGCAGUGGAACGCGGAGGAAGAGGGCCGCAGAUGGCACAGAUGACACAUCGGUAACCAAACCUUAUACCAUCUCCUCUCCAGCGAUCGUCACCCAAGCUGACACUCCCCUGUCCAACCAGAAUCUCAAAAAUGCUGAAAACAAUGCUGGCACUACUACCAAACUUGGUGUGUCUGUUGGCAUCCUUGCCGUUGCCUGUGUUAUUGCCUUUAUUGUUGGAGCUGUGUUUUACAGAAGGUUCAAAAGGGCCAAACAGUAA
Molecule: messenger RNA, 1173 nt
Organism: Monopterus albus (swamp eel)
Lineage: Eukaryota; Metazoa; Chordata; Actinopteri; Synbranchiformes; Synbranchidae
Product: zona pellucida-like domain-containing protein 1
Exons: 1
Coding region: 1-1173 (390 amino acids)
Source: RefSeq, a predicted model, not a curated record